AUGCCGCCGGAGAGGACGAGGAUGGAGGAGCUGUGGCAGCGCGAGGUCGGCGGCCUCCCACCCAAGUGCUUCGCCAACUCCGUCAUGGCCUCCAAGGAGUAUGUGCAGUCUCUCAACAUCCAAAUGCGGCUACGGAAGCACUGGGGCUGUGUCAACACGAUAAGCUUCAGCGCCGACGGGAGGCUGCUCCUCUCCGGGUCCGACGACCGGACCCUCGUGCUCUGGGACUGGCAGGAGGCGGCGCCGGCCUUGUCGUUCCACACCGGGCACAGCAACAACGUCUACCACGCGCUGUUCAUGCCUGUCUCGGGUGAUCGGAGCAUCGUCUCAUGCGCUGCUGAUGGGGAGGUGAUCCAUUCGCAGAUACAGGAAGGGGGUCGAGUGAUUACAGACAAACUCGUUGAGUUGGAGUUUGCAGUACACAGGUUGGCUGUUGAGCCAGCAAGUCCUCACACGUUCUACUGCUGCUGCCAAGAUAGCUCCGUGUGGCUUUUUGAUCUCAGGGGGGAAAAUGCCAUGGAACUAUUUAAAUGUAGGGCUCCGGACUAUUACGCUGCUGAAAACAUCGCACUCUAUGCUAUUGCCUUAGACCCAAGGAAGCCCUGUUGUUUCGCAGUUGCUGGAUCAGAUCAGUAUGUAAGGAUAUAUGAUACCCGCAAGAUUUUUGUGGAUGGGAAUUCUAGUUCCAGUCGCCCAACUGAGCACUUCUGCCCUCCACAUUUGAUUGGUCAAAUUGAAGAAGAAAUAACUGGUUUGGCCUACUCACAGACCAGCGAGCUAUUAGCGUCCUAUAGUCAUGACGAUAUCUACCUUUUCUCAAGAGAGCAUGGUUUGCACUUCAACAAUGUUGAGGUCAAUAAACAACUCCUGAAGGAUGCAAUUGAGCCUUCCUUUUCCUUUGGUGAUAAGUUGCCUAUACCUAAGACAUUCAAGGGACACAAGAACGUAGAAACCAUGAAGGGGGUCAACUUCCUUGGGCCCAACUGUGAUUUUGUUACCUCUGGGUCAGACUGUGGCAAUAUAUGUAUUUGGAGAAAGAAGGAUGCAGAACUGAUCAGAGCGAUGCGUGGAGAUAAGCAGAUUGUAAACUGUGUCGAACAGCACCCUUGUGGGAUUGUUCUAGCAAGUAGUGGCAUUGAUAAAGAUAUCAAGAUUUGGGAACCUGGUGAAGGUGAAAACCUCUCCAUCACUGAAGCUCACGAGGACGAUGAAGAUAGUUGGAUCUCCAGUGAUUAUGAUUCUGAUGGCUUUAUUAUCAACGACGGCUUUGGUUAUGUGAUGGACUUGGAUCCUAUCCAUUUAUAUGAAAACGGUGAUCAUGUAUCUGAGGAGGAUGAAGAUACAUCGUCAGAGGAACAUGAUGACGGAGAUAACAGUGCCGAAGAAGACGAUGAUGGUGACAACAGUGCCGAAGAAGAUUUUGAUGGUGGAAACAGUGCUGGAGAUGAGGGCAAUGAUUGA
Molecule: messenger RNA, 1461 nt
Organism: Miscanthus lutarioriparius
Lineage: Eukaryota; Viridiplantae; Streptophyta; Magnoliopsida; Poales; Poaceae
Source: the annotation of a GenBank genome assembly